This is a messenger RNA of Polistes dominula (European paper wasp), 880 nucleotides long. RefSeq names its product nudC domain-containing protein 3. The record is from RefSeq and is a predicted model, not a curated record. Gene Ontology annotation, cellular component: cytoplasm. NCBI's taxonomy places the organism in Eukaryota, Metazoa, Arthropoda, Insecta, Hymenoptera, Vespidae. Gene Ontology annotation, biological process: protein folding.
UAUAUUGAUUAAAAUCAAAGAAGAAAAAAAUAUUCUUUUGUUUGGUUAUUUGUUAAAAAUUAAACUAGUUUGAACUGAAGUUAUAUCAAUGUCAGAAGAUUUGAAUGAAAGCAACAAAUUAUGUAGUUCAUUGCAAGAUAAUGUAAUGACUACAUUACAAGAAGAUAUGUUACCAUGUGUUUCACAAGAAAUUGAGGUUGGAACAUCUAAAGAUAUCAAAAAUAAAGUACAAAAUGAAAAUAAUAGUAUAAGACCAUUACAACCAUCGGACAGUUAUAAUGGAGCAAUAAGGGACAAUUAUAUUUGGUCUCAGACAAUCACUGAUUUAGAUGUACUUAUAAAACUUCCAAAGUUGACCUUGAAACCUAAAGAUCUUCGAGUUACUAUAGAAACUCAAAGAAUAAAAAUUGAAGCACGACAGGAACAUGAAGAAACAUGCAACGAAGUUAUCAAGAAUCUUGAUUGGACUACCAUCUUUGAGGGUGAACUAAUAUUUAAAACAAAGAAAGAUGAAUCCGUAUGGAGUUUAGUAUCUGGAUAUAUUAGUAUACAUCUUGAGAAAGUAUCCGAACGAUGGUGGGAUGCCCUUAUUACUGAAGAACCUAAGAUAGAGCUGAAUAAAAUAGAUUGUUCAAGAAAUUUAGAUGAAAUGGGUUUGACCGAACAGAUGAAAGUAGAAGAAUUAAUGUGGAAUCAUCAACAAAAACUUCUUGGCAAACCUACGUCGGAUCAAUUGAAAAUGGAGGAAAUUAUGAAGAAAGCAUGGAACGCAGAAGGAUCACCUUUUCAGGGUACACCGUAUGAUCCAUCCAUAAUAAAGUAUAAUUGAAAUAUUUUUAAUACUAAUUUAAGCAGAAUUUAAUUAAAUUUACAUCAUCAG